This is a messenger RNA of Cadophora gregata, 1917 nucleotides long. RefSeq lists its product as uncharacterized. NCBI's taxonomy places the organism in Eukaryota, Fungi, Ascomycota, Leotiomycetes, Helotiales, Ploettnerulaceae. The coding region runs from base 173 to 1381 and encodes 402 amino acids. The transcript has 4 exons. The record is from RefSeq and is a predicted model, not a curated record. Gene Ontology annotation, molecular function: 5-methyltetrahydropteroyltriglutamate-homocysteine S-methyltransferase activity; zinc ion binding.
GCUAAAUUCCACAGGCUGUUCCCUCCCAGUAGCGUCAGGGGUAUUGGAAGCUAAAGGGGGUUUUCCGCUAAGUGCGGGGUCCGGAAGCCAAGUGGGGGGUUUCGUGUCUCGAGACUUCCAAGUUCUUCCCACUUUCAAUCUCUCCAAGAAGCGCACAUUUCUUCAAUCAAAGAUGGCAAACAUUCACCGAUAUCCCCCAUUCAGGGCCGAGCAUUUGGGCUCUCUCCUUAGACCAAAGGAGCUCUUGCAAAAGCGUGCUGCCUUCGAGGCCAAGCAGAUCAGUCGCGAGGACCUUACUCCCAUUGAGAACGACUCCGUUGACAAAAUCGUUAAAGUGCAACUCGAUGCAGGAUUCCGCGCUAUUUCAGAUGGCGAAUACAGACGCGCUGUCUUCUGGGGAACAUUCUUCGAGGAGCUCGAGGGCAUGACCGAGAUCAGAAACCCCGCAAUCGAGAUCUUCCGCCCAUAUGUACCCGACAUUGCUGGGUUUCUCGAGAAGGGACAUAAGCCUGGACAGUCAUGCGUGUGCACUGGCAAGAUCAGGCACAAGGGACAGAGCACAUUGGUCGGUCAAUUCGAGUACCUGAAGACUUUGGUCCCACAGGAAAGAUGGGGGGAUAUCAAGAUGACCAUGAUCGCCCCGCCGUGGUACCACUUGCGAUACAAAGAUGGACAGGCUUUCCCCAAGGAGGUCUACGCCAGUGAUGAUGAAUACUUCGCGGAUAUUGCGAAGGCUUACAGAGCCGAAUUGGAUAUCCUGUACGCUGCAGGAGUGAGGAAUGUCCAGAUUGACGAUCCAAAUUUUGCUUACUUCUGUUCGGAGAAGAUGUUGGCGGGUUGGGCGGAGGAUAAAUCAAAUACCAAGACUCCUGACGAAUUGCUCGAUUCGUACAUCCAGUGCUACAAUGAUAGCAUCCGGGAUCACAAGGACAAGAUGCACUUUGGUCUUCAUAUCUGCAGAGGAAACUUCAUGGGCUCUCGUCACUUCUCCGAAGGCGGUUACGAUCGCAUCGCCAUUAAGCUCUUCCAAACCCUGAAUGUGUCCAGCUACUACCUCGAAUACGACACCCCUCGCGCCGGGGGCUUCGAGCCUCUCCUCCACCUCCCGGCUCACAAGAAUGUGAUUCUGGGAGUCAUCACUUCCAAGUUCCCUGAACUUGAAGACAAGGAGAAGAUGAAGGAGCGUCUUUUCGCAGCUGCGGAUGCCAUUGCAAAGGGAGCUGGACAGACCAGAGAGCAGGCACUUGACCGCAUGGGUGUCAGUCCACAGUGCGGGUUUGCGAGUCAUGAGGAGGGGAACUUGCUGGAGUGGGAUGAUAUGAAGAACAAGCUGGCUUUGGUUCGCGCCAUUGCUGAUGAUGUGUGGCCAGGUCAGCCAUAAUUGGAUACAUAUAGACAUAGCAUCGGAAAGUACGACGGCUGUGCCCUGGCUUCAACAGGUAUAUAAAAGCAGGAGCAAUGACACGAAUUGGUGGUACAUACAGUCUACAUAUAUCAUACUUGAUUCCAAUAUACAGAAUACUUCCUCAGACAUCCAUAACCUCCCGGAUGGUGAUCCUUUCAGUGACUUCCUAAUAACAGAGAAUGAAGCACGGUAGGUCAAGAGUUCUCGUACUCAUAGUUCCGGGGAUAAAAUUACGUCGUUUCCAUUCAGGUAUCUCAACGCGAAGCCGCGAAUAUGGACGGAACCAGAACGCCAGGAACCAACCGCGCAAUUUUCAACGAUCAAGCAGGUGAACUUGGAACUCUCAAAGUCGGAGUCGCCACUGUAGCAUUUGUCCUUGUCGUAUUUGUACCCGUGGACAGAAAAGCUGUGCUGCGCCGAAGGAAAAGUAGAAACCAAUCCUUGACCAGAAGAAUCUGAAGCUUCAUUUUGAAUUGUAUUACAGCAAGUAUACACGAAUAGAAAAAACACAG